Messenger RNA from Caenorhabditis remanei, 288 nucleotides. RefSeq lists its product as uncharacterized. Bases 1 to 288 code for a protein of 95 amino acids. The transcript has 3 exons. Lineage: Eukaryota; Metazoa; Nematoda; Chromadorea; Rhabditida; Rhabditidae. The record is from RefSeq and is a predicted model, not a curated record.
AUGCGUUACCUUGUUGUGUUUUCGUUGGUGUUGGUGGCGUAUGUUGCAUCAGAGUCUUGUCAAGAUACGAGACCAACUUGUCCAUCAUUGAAGAACUUUUGUAACGAAGGUGAUGUCAAAAGUAGUUGUCAAAAGACUUGUGGUGUCUGUGUGACUGAUACUCCGUUUCAAUGCGUGGACAAACUACAAUUCUGUCCAAACUAUUUCCAACAAUGCCAUGAUGAGAACAUUGCAGAACAAUGCCCCAAAACCUGCAACGUUUGUGGAACUACUACAAAGCCAUUGUGA